This is a messenger RNA of Colletotrichum acutatum, 795 nucleotides long. RefSeq lists its product as uncharacterized. Gene Ontology annotation, molecular function: magnesium ion binding; holo-[acyl-carrier-protein] synthase activity. The coding region runs from base 18 to 596 and encodes 192 amino acids. The transcript has 2 exons. NCBI's taxonomy places the organism in Eukaryota, Fungi, Ascomycota, Sordariomycetes, Glomerellales, Glomerellaceae. The record is from RefSeq and is a predicted model, not a curated record.
ACCCAAACUUGUUCCUCAUGCUGCCGCCCAAGAGGUUUCCUUUUCCUCUGCAACUAGGGACUGACUUGUGUCAAAUCUCCCGCAUCUACCGGAUUCUGGCCAGCGACAAGGAAUCCAGAUUUCUCCGUCGCAUCCUCACCAAGGAUGAGCGCCUCGCGAUCCCUGCCGACCUGAAGUCGGCUGAUGCGUCAGCGACGCCGUCCGAGUAUUCCAAAGACGACGACUUCCAGACAUUGAAGAAGCGCAAUCCGCUGUUAUGGAAGAAUGCUAGCUUCCUAGCUGGAAGAUUCGCAGCCAAGGAAGCGACAUUCAAAGCCCACCCCACGAGAAACCUAACAUGGCACGACAUCACCAUUGUCCGGAAGCGAUUCGAGCAGCUGAAGAAUAUCGGAGAGCUGAAUGAGGCCAAGGAGCCGAAAAAACUCGAGGCCAAGGAGACGGAACCCCCAUCCGCCAACGGAAGCGGCCCGCCCGUCGCCAUCGUGCGCAGCAUACACGAAGGGACACCCGGGCAGGAGGUGUUGUUAUCCAUCAGCCACGACGGCGACUACGCCACGGCCGUGUGUUUGGCGUUUGAGGCCCAGAGCGACGGGUAGCCGAGCCGUAAACAGCCCAAGGACGGCAAGGAGGGCAAGAAGCGCCGCGUUUCCCGCGGCACUGAGGCUAAGAUGGAGAAUAAGAGCGCGAGGCGGCAGAGGCGGCUAUGGAGGCGAAGAUGAACUACAGGGAGUUCGAGGAGUAUAAGGCGUGGCGGGCGUGGACGGUCAAGGCUGAGAAGCAAGGGAAGAUGAAUCG